AUGUCAACCAAGAAGGCAAAGUCUGUCCGUACCUCAAUUAGAAGCGAAACUAUCAUUCCCGCUUCUCCAAAUGACUCAGCAAGUUCCUCUUUUUCUUUCAACGGAUCCAUUCUGGAGACAUCCCGUGCCCAAGAGAAAGAGCAACUCACUGGUUUGAAUAGUCGUUUGGCUAUGUACAUUGAGAAAGUUCGUCAACUUGAACAAGAAAAUAACCGCCUCACUGUUCAAAUCCGUGAUGUCGAAAUUGUUGAGAAAAGAGAGAGAAGCAGCAUCGUUAAUAACUUUGAUGCUGAAAAGAAAAGACUCCGAGGUAUCAUCGAUGAUCUAGAGAAAAGAGAAGCUAGAGCCGUCAUUGAGCGUGACACCGCCGUUGCUGAGCAUGAUCGUCUUUUAGCUAAGGCUAACAAGCUUGAAAGAGAUCUUGCUAAGGAAAACGAGACUAAGAUUUAUGCCCAAUCUCUUGCCGACGAUGCUACUGCUAAGUUGAAGAACUUGCAGAACCGAUUGGAAAAGAUCGAGGCCGACAAUAAUGAAUUAAACCGCGAAAACACUCGCGUGAAUACCCAACUCAGUAGCAUUCAAAAGGCUCUUGAGGAUGAAUGUUUACAACGCACUGUGGCUCAAAACGAGCUUGCCAGAGCAACUGAAGACCUUGCCUUCCAAAAGAGGCAACAUGAUGCCGCUUUAGAUGAAGUCUCACGCAAACGUCAAGUCGAAAUGACCACAUACCAGAAGCAGGUUUCACAAGAGUUCCAGUCUAAACUUCAAGAGUCUUUAUCCGAAAUGAGACAGCAGUUACAAGACCAAUUGAAUAACUCUCACGGCUUACUCGAGGAUCAGUACAAGACCAAGCUCUCUGAAGCCCAACAAUCCAGAGAUGAUGCUCUAGAGGAGGCAUCCUCUUUGCGUUAUCGUUUGAAGGAAGAAGGUGGACAUAGUGCUCUCAUCGCGAGUCUCCGCAACCAAUUGGUUGAACUCGAGCAGCAGAUGCAAGAUCGUUUGAGCGCUAAGGAUCUUCGCAUUGCUGAUCUUAAUAAAGAAAUCAGUCGUCUUUUGACUGAGUUCCAUAAUCUUUUGGAUAACAAAAUCCAAUUGGAUGCUGAGUUGAACGCAUACAGAGUCUUGUUGGAGGCUGAAGAAGAAAGACUGAACAUUAGCUCACAAAACGCUAACACUUCUAUGACCAGAACUAGCCUUCUCAGUGCAUCAAAAUCUGGACAGCCCGGAAGAAAGCGUGCCAGAAUUGAAGUUGACGGAGAAGACAAUUUCUCUGUGCACGCCACAAAGGAAAGACUCGUCAAGGAAACCGUUGGACCCAUUGGUAUCGAUGAGGUUGAUCCUGAAGGAGCUUGGGUCAGAAUUGAAAACUACUCUGAAGAUGAAGUCACCAUUGCCAAAUGGACAAUCGAAGUUCGCGCUUCUGACAGAGAGGUCUCUUAUCGCUUCAAUAAUAAGAUGAAAUUGGCUGGAGGAGCCAGCUGUACUGUCUACUCUGCUACUACAGGACACAAGAGCCAUUUGCCAGAUACAAUCACAAUGAAAUCCGAGAGUUGGCCAGUCGGAGAGAAUCCUUCAGCAAGACUUCUGGAUGGUGAAGGAGAUCUCGUCUCUUCUAUGUCUUUGUUAGAGGGCGAGUACACAGAUUCUUCCAACCCUGGAGACAGAUGCUCCAUCAUGUAA
Auanema sp. JU1783 is the source of this 1680-nucleotide messenger RNA. The record is from the annotation of a GenBank genome assembly. Lineage: Eukaryota; Metazoa; Nematoda; Chromadorea; Rhabditida; Rhabditidae.